CAAGUCUACAUGUGCGGCGUUGCAAACGCUCGACUUCCUUUCCCCUCUCCUCGAUCGGCUGAAAUAGUGGUGGACAAGGUUGCAUAUUCAUUGCUGUCUCAGCGUCUUCUAUUCUUGUCGUUCUUUUGUCCGAAUUCGUUCCAGCUGCGGUUCCCGCACCGUCCCACUUCGGCUUGAUCCACGCCGGAGUUCCAUCGUCAUUGUUGGUAACGACCGUGGUUUCAGCAGUUCCUGGCAUCCCCUUUCGAUAAUUUGAUCUCCGGGCUGGUCUAGGUCGUUCUUCUAGCAGACAUCUCGGUGUAUAUCCUCUUGAUUCAGGUUAUACCUCUAGUUCGUCGCGGCUGCAAUAGUGCCCAGCAGUGGACCCUUGCCUAGCCAAACCGGUGCUGUCGCUGGUGGGACAGUGUCAUUCGGACAAUCCGUCCCCUGGAAGAGACGGGCUUAUGGCAGAGAACAAACGCCAGAGUGCGGGAGCGAAAGCAUCUGCGCAAGGACCGACCGGAGGAGCUACAGGUCAGGGAACACCAGGCGCGAUGGUGCCUUUGGAAGUGGCAUUGAGCGGCGCCAUUGGCGCACGUGUCCGUAUCAGCACAGCCCCGGUCGCGUCGACGAUUGAGGGUACACUCUUUACAGCCGACCCCAUUACGAAUCUUGUCGCUGUCGACACCGCCGACGGAAAGCAGUCUCAAACAGGUGACUAUCGCAUUAUUCCGGUCUCGCGUAUCCAAUCUUUCCAGAUCCUCUCCCUCGCCCCGUCUGCGACCGCCGCCGAUGGGCCGUCCUUUGCCGACGCUAUGCCACCCCUUCACGCUCUCGACAUACGUUCCCUGAAGACUCGAGAGGCCAAUGCUAUUGCUAAAGCGCACGAGAGUGAGGCUCGCCGUGGCAAAGGUGUGACUCGCGAGGCACAGGAUAUUUUCGACGCCUUCAGUCGGACCAUGCCGGCUAGAUGGGAUGGAGCCAAGAUCAUUGUAGCGGAUGCAGUUGCCAUUGCGGCUCCGUAUCGUGUGGAUGACUGCCGGCCUCUGGUGGCCGGUGACACGGCUGCACUUGCUCGAGUGCGCAAGGUGCUUGAAAUGGAACGCAAGAAGAUUGAACUGCGCAAUGCCAGUGCCGCUAUCGGACCUGGCGCUGCUGGACAGAGAAAGGGCGGUUGAACCGUUCCUCUUUUACAGCGGAGUUGACUUCCAAUUCAUUGGCAAGUCUUGUUUUAUAUGGUAGGGUCGUGAAAGCGCGCAUGAGUGGCAUAGAUGCUCCAUCCGCACGAAGAAGAGGACGCGAAGAGCACUGGGGUGAAAGAGCAAGUGUCCCCUGGAAUGUUAACUAUACAUGGGAUUGCAGGUCUGAGGCUUUAGAAGAGUCGGAAAGAAACCAUUUGAGACGAAGAUGGUGGACUGAAGUGAUCUUGGUGGGCUGGGUAUAGAGACUUCUCUAGGGGAAUUGGGGUACGGUAGGAGUAGGACCCACUGCAUUCAGGUCUUGCAGAUCUGGCCGCUAUACACUUUGGAGGUGCGCGAGGAUGUCGGUCAGCCCUCUGCCUAGUGUAUGGUCGCUGAAGAUAUAAUUCCGAUGACUUCCAGUGGGAGGCAACAUGCAAUGGCUAUGAUAAGCAAAGUUUGCCCAGUAGCUUCAUAUUCUAGCAAAGAG
Aspergillus saccharolyticus JOP 1030-1 is the source of this 1647-nucleotide messenger RNA. RefSeq names its product anticodon-binding domain-containing protein. Lineage: Eukaryota; Fungi; Ascomycota; Eurotiomycetes; Eurotiales; Aspergillaceae. The coding region runs from base 444 to 1157 and encodes 237 amino acids. The transcript has 4 exons. The record is from RefSeq and is a predicted model, not a curated record.